Messenger RNA from Colletotrichum paranaense, 960 nucleotides. Its product is annotated as pectate lyase Pel-34K. The transcript has 2 exons. The record is from RefSeq and is a predicted model, not a curated record. The coding region runs from base 1 to 960 and encodes 319 amino acids. Gene Ontology annotation, molecular function: pectate lyase activity. Lineage: Eukaryota; Fungi; Ascomycota; Sordariomycetes; Glomerellales; Glomerellaceae.
AUGAAACUCUCAUCCAUAGUGGUGCUUAUCCAAUGCUUUGUCGCUGCCCGGGGUGCUGUCACUGAGAGACAAUCCAGUGGCUGUCUCGCUUCUGCUACUGGAUUUGCUUCUCUGAACGGGGGCACAACUGGCGGCGCAGGCGGAACGGAGGUGACAGUAACUACUCAAGCUGAUCUCGAGAAGUAUGCCAGCGCAUCAGGCAAAUACGUGAUUAAGAUCAGCGGUCGUAUCACCAUCAGCCCUCUCGGCAAGGAAAUCAAGAUUGCCAGUGAUAAGACCGUCAUCGGAUUGGGCACCACUGGCGAGCUUAAUCAAGGUGGUUUGGGCUUGAACGGGGUCAGGAACAUCAUCAUUCGCAACCUCAAGAUAGGUCACACCAACCUUAACGAUGGCGUGGAAAACGACCGUGACGGUGUUCAAGCCGACACCGUGAGCAAUAUCUGGAUCGAUCACUGCCUUUUUGAAGAUGGCGGUGACGGCUUAGUUGAUCUUCGGAAGGACACCACCUACUUCACCGUCUCCAACAACAUCUUCCGUAACCACGACAAGACUUUCGGCAUUGGCUGGACCGAGAAUGUCACGGCUCGUGGAACCAUCAACCACAACUGGUUUGACAACACAAAUCAAAGAAACCCGAGCGCCGACAACUUGGCACAAGUGCAUCUCUACAACAACUAUCUCUACGGCGUCACUUCAUACGGGCACUACGCUCGCGGCAGCACCAACGCACGUAUCGAGAAUGUCUUCUUCGAGAACACCAAGAACCCCUUGACCAAAGACUCGGGUGCCGUACUCAAUGCCUCUGGUAAUACGUAUAAAAGCUGCACUGGCACUACGGCUGCAAACUCAGGAACCUCCUUUGACCCCAAGAGUCUCUAUUCGUACACCUUGACUGCUACUGCGGAUGUUCCUGCCUAUAUCAAGGCCAAUGCUGGUCCAAGAGCUUCUGUCUGCUCCUGA